Messenger RNA from [Torrubiella] hemipterigena, 1587 nucleotides. The record is from the annotation of a GenBank genome assembly. Lineage: Eukaryota; Fungi; Ascomycota; Sordariomycetes; Hypocreales; Clavicipitaceae.
UAAACACCACUAAACGGUGCAUCGGAUUUACACUCACGACAAACAUUAGACAUCGUUGUCUAUCGCUGGAAAUAAAGCUACUCUUUUAUUUUGCACCAUAAAUAUUCUUUAUAAAUUUAACUAAUAUUAGACCCUCAGACCGCCCGCCAAACCCCAUUGCUAUAACUCGCACCCACGCAAUAGCCAUCUUCAAACAGCAGUAUCUUGAUCAAUUGUCCUCUAUCCAUGGCAUUCUGGAAUAGAAUCAGCCGCCCUUAUCCACUCAUUACCUCUUCCAUCCCAGUUAUCCGUCAGAGACGCCCUCUGUCAAUGGCACAAGCGCCCGCCUGGCUGAAGCCAGUUCUAUCAGACACAUCGGUGCCACCAACGCUCUACGCCUGGACUCCAGCAAACCUGAAUCUCCCUUACACUCCACAGCGAAGGGAUAUUCAAGAUGAAUCCUCUCGCAUCUACAUCAUCGGUAUUGGUAACCUGGGUCGCAUGUACGCGGCGUACCUGUCGUUGGUAACCCCAACACCUCCACCAAUCACGCUCGUCGUCCACAGAGAAUCACUGUUAUCCCAAUGGAUCGAAAACAAUGGGGUAGAAGUAACUCGUCAGGGCGUUCUUCACCAGUCAAAGGCGUACGACAUUGAGUACUGGUCCGAAGAGAAGCCUGCUACAGGGCCAGUGCAGCAAGUUCAACCCCUCCGAAACGUUCUAGUGACAACAAAAGCGACCGCGGCUAUGCCUUCUGUGGAUCGAAUCCGCGGCUAUCUCGACUCACAAAGCACUGUGGCCUUUGCACAGAACGGCAUGUCCAAACUUUGGCCACCCCACGGUUCUGCGUACAUGACGCACCGCUACCCCAAUGGCAACGGGUUCAAUGCCCUUCUUUGCGUGACAAACCACGGGGUAUUGUCCGAAGGUCCCUUUAAGAGCUUACAUGCAGCUCCUGCAAACGUCUCCAUUGGCUCCGUCUUCCCGGGUCACGAUGUAUCCCAAAACUACCUGGCCCAGCAGAUUUUGGCUGCGCCCUUUAUUGACGCUAAGGCGUUUCCCACGGCAGACUUAUGGGUAGUCCAACUUGAGAAGCUUGUCGUCAAUGCGUGCUUAAAUCCUCUCACAGCUUUGCUGCGCCAGAAAAAUGGUUUUAUUUUUCAAAACCCAGAUGGGCCCAUCAUCAAGGUACUUGAUUGUAUCAUUGCUGAAGCCAGUGCUGUUCUCCAAGCACUCGCCAAAAGUGACGCUAGCACCUCUAUUCUAGCAUCUUCUGAGAGCGAUAUUGCUAUACUACGCCAAACCCUUGUGGAGCGAUUUUCUUUUGAUAAGCUUAGAUCCCUGGUCUACGCAGUCGGAGAAAAGGUCAAGGAAAAUCGCAGCUCAAUGCUCCAAGAUGUCUGCGCGGGCAAAGGCACAGAAAUAAGAGACUUUAAUGGCUGGUUUGUCGACAUGGCUACCUUUCUGGAUCCCUCUAUAGAUGUUUCAACAAAUCAGAAACUCGUAGAGCUUAUUGAGAAUGGAGCGGCACAGCUAGACGAGACAUCACUCAGUCAAAGCAUGUUAAAAUAGUCAUAAUGAAUAAUAACAAAACAAAGUUCUUAUCUU